Messenger RNA from Macrobrachium nipponense, 2483 nucleotides. RefSeq names its product synaptotagmin-1-like. The record is from RefSeq and is a predicted model, not a curated record. Bases 335 to 1783 code for a protein of 482 amino acids. The transcript is spliced from 10 exons. Gene Ontology annotation, molecular function: SNARE binding; phosphatidylserine binding; calcium-dependent phospholipid binding. NCBI's taxonomy places the organism in Eukaryota, Metazoa, Arthropoda, Malacostraca, Decapoda, Palaemonidae. Gene Ontology annotation, cellular component: exocytic vesicle; plasma membrane. Gene Ontology annotation, biological process: regulation of dopamine secretion; regulation of calcium ion-dependent exocytosis; cellular response to calcium ion.
AAAAAAAUGAACACCAGUCAACUCUGAAGUCCCCUCCCCCCUUCCUCCAUCCUCUCGCAAAGAUGGAACACUUGUGCUCCAAACUUGUGAUCACACAGUGGAUCCGCCGAGUGUGUUUGUGUUAGUCAUAAUUUUCGAGCGAGUGACGCAAAUCCUCAUCGGAAAGGGACCGAGUGAAAAAUAACUUUGACGUUGAUGAGACUAAUCUGGAAUUCGUUAAAGUCGGUGUUUAUGCAAGGAAUUUUUUUGGGGGGAGAGAACUAGUGUGGGCUCUGGUCCCGUAGCUUGAGGAGUGAGGUGAGGAUUACAGCAAGCUGUCAAGUUGCUUCUUUUUAUGUUCAUCUUACCCAGCUGGGGUCGGUGGGCAAUGAUAGCAGGGGGGAUUACCAUAGUGGCGCUGACUGCGUUGAUUGUCAUCUGCAUCGUGGUUCCAGGAUGUUUUCUGAACAAGAUAUUCUUGAAUGACGAAGACGAACGAAAGCAAAAGAAAAAGGCUGAAAAAGGUUCGCUCAUCGAAAGGCAAGUCCUGUCUGGUGAAAUCUUGGGCGACUGCAACUCGAAUUUCUCCAAGGAUGGCAGAGACACGGAUUCCGUCCUCACUCAUUCUACUCAGUCCACCAAGUCCGUCAGCAACUCCAAAGCCACGGAGAAACAUUCGAUAUCGAGCGUUGAGACCAGCUCCCUGCUCUCUUCCUUGGCGGACUCCAACUACUCCUCCAUGUCCGAGUACAGCGGGAGGUCAUCUCCUACUGUGUCAUACCAGGGCAGCGUUGUAGGAAACGCCGUGAGUGGGGCCAGCAGCCCAAUUUGCGAGGAGCAGGAGGGUCACUUGACUUUUGGCAUUCAAUAUAUCGCUAAUACCCACGACGUCAACAUAGGAAAAUUGGUCAUCACGGUUUUGGAAGGAUCUGGUCUUUCGGGCAAGGAAUACUUGGGCACCAGCUGCGACUGCUACGUGAAGGUGUUGGUCACCAGGGAACGCCGUUCUUUACGCAAGCAAAAAUCGCCUCCGCUUUCCGUGUUCAGGACCCGAACGAUACGGCACUCUCGCUGUCCUGCUUUCAACCAGUCCUUCAUCAUGGAUGCCGAUAAGAAUCAGCUCAAGGAACUCGUUGUAAAACUCAUUGUGAUGGACCAGGAUAAAUGGGCCAGCCCCUCUACCCUUGGGGAAGUGAUUCAGCCCCUCAGGGACAUCAAGAACCUGGCUUCCAUUGAACACAGGACGAUUCUCAACUUCAGCUUGAGUGAACCGAAGAUUGACUUGGGAGAAGUUCUAUUUGGACUGAGCUUCUUGCCCACCGCCCAGCGUCUCUCGGUGUCAGUCGUUAAAGCCAGUAACCUCCGAUAUCAAAAUCUGGUGGAAGAUCUGAACGACUUUCAUCCCUUCGUGCGCGUGAUGUUGAUUAGCGGGUCUGGUCGACUGAUCAAGAGGAAGAAAACUGGAUGGCGUUCUGGCACGACCAUUCCAGUCUGGAACGAGACGCUUGUCUUUGACAUCACGCAAGCGCAGAUGGAGCACAUGACCUUUAUCCUAGUACUAUGCACUCGACACCAGCUUCCUCUAACACCGUGCAGCUCCGACACCCCGUACCAAUCGAUGGAGACCUUACCUGACCUCGCUCUGAGUUCCGAUGAAGCCGAUCACGGGCCUCAGAGGAACGACAGGUACCUCGGGAAAGUCGUCCUCGGCUGCAACGUCCGCAACGAGGAUUCCAAGAAUCACUGGAACGCGAUUUUAACGUGCCCAAGGAAAGUGGCAUCUCAGUGGCAUCCUCUGAGAUAGGAGAAGUCUAGCUAGAGAAGGGAUCUUUUUAGUUGUGUUGGAAAGAAUGAAACUUUUGAUGUUUAUAUUCGCAUAUUAGAAUGCUAUAACUUUAUAUACAGACAGACAUGUAAACAUAUACAUAUAUUUGUAUACGUAUAUAUAGAUAUGUAUAUAUAUAUAUAUAUAUAUAUAUAUAUAUAUAUAUAUAUACAUAAUACAGGUUGAAUGAUUGAUUGAUUGAUUGAUGGGGGCAAGGUCAGAUCAAACUUUGUCGCUUCUGAACAUGUCCCCAAUGUCCUGCCACUGUGCCACAGUACUCAUACAGACACAUCUUGCCUGUGUUGACCCAAGCAGUUUGUUACGUAUUAGGUAUCUAGUCGGAUUUUGCGAGUCACUUUCAAAAUUCAAAUAAUAUAUCAUUGGAAUGACGCCUGUGCCAAAAAUGACUAACUGAUAACAUGAAAGAUGAACAUUCUCGAAUCACUCCUUUCAGUGAAAACUCACGUCUGUUAAAAUACUUGUCCCUCUGCGUGCAAGGAACCAACAGUGAAGGUUUGGUCUUUACAAUUCUUUUGGGGCUCCGAUCCUUUAAGCAAUGAAUGGUAUCUCUAGCAGUUGGUCAACUAUGGUGGGACAGAGAUUGGAAAGCGAGUAGGAAGCUCAUCCCGAAAUAUUGGCAUUAAUUCGAUGCGAAGAAAAUGGUGUUAACAUUCAAACA